Messenger RNA from Penicillium cinerascens, 2076 nucleotides. RefSeq names its product CP2 transcription factor. Gene Ontology annotation, biological process: regulation of transcription by RNA polymerase II. The record is from RefSeq and is a predicted model, not a curated record. Gene Ontology annotation, cellular component: nucleus. Gene Ontology annotation, molecular function: RNA polymerase II cis-regulatory region sequence-specific DNA binding; DNA-binding transcription activator activity, RNA polymerase II-specific. The coding region runs from base 1 to 2076 and encodes 691 amino acids. The transcript has 4 exons. Lineage: Eukaryota; Fungi; Ascomycota; Eurotiomycetes; Eurotiales; Aspergillaceae.
AUGUUCUCUAAACGAAACUCUCGGAAGCCCGACCAAAAUUUCAUUAGUCACUUCCAGAGCAUGUUCGCAGAUCUCGUGUCGAAACCAAGGGGCAUGACAUUGAAUCAGGAUGCAUGCGAUCCAAUGCCCCGGACGGUUGCCGACGAGGUAGGCCGCGACGCCAACCCGGGAACGAAGAGUCACGAUCAUAACGUCAACCUCGACUGCAUUUCAUGGGUUCUACGAGAUUCUGACCCCUCAUUCUCGUGCUUGAAUCCGCAGUCACUAUCGCUGGUACCCGACCUCAAUCAGCACCAGACGGCUAACGACGUGGGUUCUACCGGAGUGGGCGCCAUCCUCCACGACCGGGCUAGAGACUUCGAGCCGCAUUACAAGCCGCAGGAUCCAUAUCAAGCUCCAAGCAAUGGCUUAUAUUCUCAACAGCCGGUUAAUGCAUCACCUAAGGCAUUCCACCGUGAUUCCGGCUAUGAAACCAUGGAUAGAUCCUCCGAAGAGUUGUCCAUCAACAACUUCAGCACCCACGCCGAUUCGAAUUACAGCAUGGCUUCCUCUACUUAUAUGAAUGACUCUAUAGAAAUAUUACCUGGCGAAAAAUUCCGAUACAACGUCUCGCUGCUGGCCCCAACCGCAAUGUUUAAUCCGGCCAAGGAAGACCCGGUCACAUAUCUCAACAAGGGCCAACAAUAUUCCCUCGUCAUUAAAGACACCAAUCUACCCUCUGUGGGCUCUGGCUUGGUCAGGUACCGCACCUGCGUUCGCGUAUCUUUCGAAGACAAAGAGCAAAGAUCGAACCCGACCGCAUACUGGCAAUUAUGGAACGAUGGUCGGGCCAAAUAUGAGGCUCCUCAUCGCGACGGAAAGUUCACCGCUGUGGAAUAUGUGGAUGGGCCCCAGAACAGCGGCGUGGACCUCGAAAAUGCUUCUUUUGAUGGAUUCUGCAUCACAUGGGCAGCAUAUCCAAAUAUGGAAACCUCCGACUGCGUUUUCGGUGUGCGGUUCAAUUUCCUGUCGACCGAUUUCAGUCACUCGAAAGGCGUGAAAGGCGCAUCGGUCCGACUAUGUGUGAAGACGGAGACUUUAUCCCCGAAUGAGGGCGUCGAGCAUGAGCCAGAGGUAUGCUUCUGCAAAUUGAAGCUGUUUCGGGACCACGGUGCUGAGCGGAAGCUAUCUAAUGAUGUCGCGCACCUCAAUAAGGCGAUUGAGAAGCUCCAAAAACAAGUGCUCCAGGCGGAAAUGGAUGGCGGCUCGACCUCAGGAAAGCGAGGAAAUCAUCCUAUGAAGAUUGCGAAGCGCUCCCGCAAGCAUUCACGGCAAUUGUCUUGGUCAUCAUCGAGACAUCUGAAAGGCGACCUCCACACCGAGAUAGAUUCACUGCAACGCAUGUUCUCCUCGGCACGACUUACGAGCAAUCUUAAUCUGCGGGGUGAGGACCAUGAUGAUCCUGAUCUCCACCCCAUUCAUCUUGGACUCAACAAACCCAGGGAUGCAAGAUCUCGGAGUACAGAUGAUGCGUAUCCUGCAGAGUCAAUUGCAGCCGUCUCGACCGCUCCCCAAAGAAAUGGCAGCGUGGCUUCAGCCCUAGCGGGCAUGCGGCUAGCCCAGUUUGAGGACUUGGAUCAGUCUAUUUGUCCAGCUAUAGCCAAGCAAGUGUCAGAGGUGAAAAAUUCGAAAAGUACCAUAAAGGCCGUUGAUGUCGACGUGAAUUACAGACCACCAGACAGUCAGCCCAAGUCGGCCGCUGAUCCUAUCAAAGUUGCCUGUUUUUACGUCCGGUUUAUCAGAAAUGGAAAGCAUGUCUGUGAUUACCACCAUGCAAUAUAUCUCACUGAGCGCACAGUUCCGGAACUGAUGGAAAAGAUUUCAGCGAAGCAAAAUAUCGACCCCAGGAGCAUUGCUCGCAUUUAUCACAUGAACGAGAAUGGUCUCAGGGUCAUUGUUGAUGACGAUAUAGUGCGAGAACUCCCCGAGGGGCAGGAUAUGGAAGUGGAAAUCUCCGAGGUGUUGGGUGUCUAUGGAAAUACCGGGGGCAUGGAUUCCGAUACCACGGAACCUUUGGAAAUCAAAUUAACCUACUGA